AUGGCGGCCAACUUAACAACAUUGGGAUCAUAUUAUGCACCCUCUGGAGAAAUUAAGGUUGGUGAAGUUCACGAUUUUCCUUCGACGUCAUUUUUAUCCUUUGAAAAUAGUGAUAUUAACUCGUACCCAAACCGAGAAGAAACAGCAAGCUCUUUUAUGUACACUCAAACGGAAAAGACUCCAUCUUCAGGAUCUGUAACAGCUGUCAAGAUGUCGGCUGGCUCAAUACGAGGAUUAAGCGAUUCUACUAACACCAAUACUAGAAAGCAUAAGAAUGUUCCAGAAUCUCAACAUUCCGGUAUCAUGGGACUAAAUCUUAAUUCCCCCAAUUCAAAAAUGUCUCCUCUACUUAGUAUUACAAAUCCAACGUAUAUUCCCAUUUUGGGUUCGUUUGCCUACUCUUAUAGUGGUGUUAGUGGUAACCGGGCCUCAUCAUCUUUCCAACCACUUUUCCCAGCACAUAUCGACAGAGUCUACGAAUCAGCUGCAAAACUGCUUUUUUUUUCGGUUAAGUGGAUUCGUGGAAUCUCGUCUUUCCUACAACUCCAUUUUCGAGACCAAGCCAUCCUGUUGGAAGACUCGUGGAGUGACGUCUUUGUCCUGAGUGCUGCUCAGUGGGGAUUUCCCCUGCACGAAGGGGUGUUAUCUAUGAGUGCUACGUUAAGUCCUGAGAAACGUGUUGUUGUCGUCAACCAGCUUCAGCUCAUGAAAGAUGUGAUGUCACAGCUAACUUCGCUUCAAGUUAAUAGCACUGAAUACGCAUAUCUAAAAACCAUACUGUUAUUUAAGCCAGAAGUCCAUGGCUUGCGUGAUCCUCUCCAAGUAGAAUUGCUGCAGGACCAGACUCAACUGAUGUUACAUGAAUACGUUUUAACGAAACAGCCACCAUCUAAAGUUCGUUUCGGGAAGUUGUUGCUUGUAUUAUCUGUAGUCAGACGUAUAAGUAGCCAUGCAAUUGAGGAAGCUUUCUUCCGAAAAACCAUCGGAAAUAUUCCAAUUGAAAGAUUGCUUUGUGACAUGUUCCAUGCUACAUAGAUAUCACAUCAAGAUUUCGUUUAGAAUCAAGGAAACUAAAACACAUUCUGAGCACAUAAGGAUUGGAAAUUUUAGCUGAUUACUGAUCAAUAAAUCCUAAAAAAAAUCCAUACUUAAUACUUAAAUUUUCGUUUUUAUUGUUACUGUACAUGUUAGUUUU
Molecule: messenger RNA, 1195 nt
Organism: Limulus polyphemus (Atlantic horseshoe crab)
Lineage: Eukaryota; Metazoa; Arthropoda; Merostomata; Xiphosura; Limulidae
Product: photoreceptor-specific nuclear receptor-like
Exons: 4
Coding region: 1-1035 (344 amino acids)
Biological process (GO): regulation of transcription by RNA polymerase II; cell differentiation; anatomical structure development
Molecular function (GO): RNA polymerase II cis-regulatory region sequence-specific DNA binding; nuclear receptor activity
Source: RefSeq, a predicted model, not a curated record